This is a messenger RNA of Thalassophryne amazonica, 2060 nucleotides long. RefSeq lists its product as uncharacterized. Gene Ontology annotation, molecular function: Wnt receptor activity; Wnt-protein binding. Lineage: Eukaryota; Metazoa; Chordata; Actinopteri; Batrachoidiformes; Batrachoididae. The transcript has 12 exons. Gene Ontology annotation, cellular component: plasma membrane. Gene Ontology annotation, biological process: non-canonical Wnt signaling pathway; canonical Wnt signaling pathway. The coding region runs from base 17 to 1630 and encodes 537 amino acids. The record is from RefSeq and is a predicted model, not a curated record.
GAAAAUAAUAAAGUCAAUGCAGUUUGUCAGGUUACUGAACACCAUGAAGCUUUUGGUCUUGAUCAUUUUGAGCUUGUUGUUUACUCUUCAACAAGCACAUGCUACAGUUGAUGAGACGUCACCAUGUAGACCAAUAGCAGCCAGAUUUUGCCAAGGAAUGAGUUACAACACUACUGUCUACCCGAGGGGUGUUCAAGGCUUCAACCUGGACAACAUUGGCAAGAUUGUCGAGACGGACUGUUCCCCAGAUGUUGCCACUCUCAUGUGUCGUGUUGUCUUGCCUGAAUGCAGAAAGGAGGGGGAGAGUGAGAAAAAACCAUGUCGUGCCCUUUGUGAGAAGGUCAUGAGAGACUGUCUUCCCACUGUCAAACAGCAGCAGCUGACCUGGCCAGCCUUACUCCAAUGUUCCAGUUUGCCAAAGUCAAACUGUGACCCGGGUCAAAGCAUCUAUAUCAAUCCAACAGCAAGAUCUACAUGUGAGAAAAUAAAUGUCCCCAUGUGCAAAAGUCUGCAUUACACUGAAACAGUGCUGCCAAACAUUCUGGGACAUACAACUCAAGAAGACGUAGGAUUGGAACUGCAUCAGUUUUAUCCAGUUGUAAAAGUACAGUGCUCCGCUCAUAUUCAGCAAUUUUUGUGCUCCGUCUACACUCCUCAAUGUGUGGAAGGAAAAGCCUUACGUCCCUGCAAAAUACUGUGUGAGAAGGCAAAAAUGGGCUGUGAGGUUCUGUUGAACAAAUUUGGCUUCCAGUGGCCAGAUUCACUUCGAUGUGAAAAAUUUACCACAGAUUCAUGUGAACAAUCCGGAGUCAACGUCAAUAUGUGUGAGCCAAUAACUAUACCAAUGUGCCAAGGGCUGUCCUAUGACCAGACCAUUUCUCCAAACCUUCUGGGUCACCAGACACAAAGAGAGGCUGCCAGUCACAUGUCUUUUUUUGACUCACUGGUGAAAACCUUGUGCUCAGUGGACAUACAGUUCUUCAUAUGCUCGGUGUACGCCCCUAAGUGUGUGGAAGGGGAAGCUCAUCGGCCCUGCAGGUCCCUCUGUGAAAGAGCCAAGAGGGACUGUGAGAGCUUGAUGACCACUUUCGGUGUUUCUUGGCCUGAGGAGCUGCAGUGUGAAUCAUUCCCAACUGAAAUGUGUACACAAGACAUCAGGCCUGAGAUGCUUAACAUUGAAAGUGUUCUUGCCAAACUGAACAGUGGUGGCUACUCUGUUCAUGGAAAAUCCCUGAGCCUCGAGACAGCCCGUCUGCUGUUGACUCUCAUGGAUAAAGACAAAUCUGGAUAUCUGGAUGUGGUUGAGUUCUUCAAACUGGAGCUCUAUGUUGCUCCGAUAAGACGGGAGUACGUGGAGAGCUAUGAGAGCAGGAUCCCGCCAUCUGUGAAUGAAGCCCAAAUGAAGAAGUCUUUAUCUGCUCGUGACUUUGUUUUAGAUGAUGCAACCUUCAGAGCUCUGUGGUACAUAUACCACCCUAAAGGUGGGAUCAACUAUGACGAGUUCGUGGCUGUAUUGACCAAACUUCAAAUCCUGAAAGAUCGUUUCUAUGAACACCUGACAAACCUGCCUUGUGACUGUCAAAUUGCCAGCUUUUCCUUUGAGCAGUUCAUCAAGUCUGCUAUAAUAUGAUCCUGAUGGAUGCACCAGAGAAGCAGUGUUUGUUGAAAUAUUUACCAUGUCUGUGGUGUGUCCAACCUUUGGUGUAUUCCUUAUGCAUGUGUCCUUUUUGAAUCUUAAUAGUUUUCAUGAUGGAAAUGAUUCUCUGGAUCUGAGUUUUCAUGCUUCAUUGUCAACUUUUGCAGUUACUGUAUUUUCCAGACCAUAAGUAGCUGUCUGGAGACAUCUUUUAUAGUUAGGUAAAUCCCGUGCAACUUAUGUCAAAAAAUACACAGCUUGGUACAUUUUGAGCACAUUGCAACCAGAAGCAUGAAAGAUGUUUACCCAGUGAUCUUCAUGCUAGUGUGUGACUGAAUAUUCUUUCCUGAGUGUUACAGUUUUUUUAUUUUUGUGAUAUUUUUGUGAAAUAUGUUUUACAAAAAUAAAUGCAACUGAUACUCCA